GCAUCUUUCUAAGCACGGUACAUCGCCGGUAAUUUUCCAUAUUCAUUCUCGUUUGAUUGCGCGUCCACUCGCUCCAAUAAAAGCGUGCGAUGAAAGUUGCAGUGCGUGCAACGAAUCGUGCGUAACUAUCGCUCGGAGCGGCGCAGCUUCGUCGUAACCUCUACGGGACGGAUCGACAGUUUACCGCCAUGAUCUGAUCCGUUAAUAAUCAGGGACACCGGAGAUAAAUCGGUUCAUAAAUACUUAUGAAUCGCCGUGCACGCAGCUUCAUGUGCGCGAUUGUUUACGUCUCUCAUUAUGGAAUGGUGUAAUAUAUCAUUCCUCGAAAGAUACAGCGACCGCACCUCCGUUGCUCGACUAGAACGGCUCGAUGCAGCUAUCGCAUCGCAGCAGACCUAAGAGAGGACAUACGCGGACCUUCUGAACGCUAAUGUUUUUCCUGUCAAACAUGUGAGCCUAUUUUUGACAGACUGCAACGACAUAUACAUACAUAGAGAGCUGCAUAUAUAUGUAUAAAUAUACAUAUACAUGUGUGUAUAUAUAUAUGUAUAUAUAGAUGACUGUAAAUAAUGGUGUUUUGGGCCGUCAUUUAUUCGGUGGCGAUAUUUCUGCGCUUCGAUCCCGUACAAGCAAAGCCGGAGUCGCAAGGAUAUUGCGCCCCGUACAGCGGCAAGAUCUGCAAGAAGUAUCUUACCGGCAUAGGGAAGGUGUGGUUUAACGAUUCCAAUGACAAUCCUGGCGGAUGGCUGAACGAGAGGAUCACCACGGACCUUUGGGAGGAGCUGAUACAGAUCCUGGUAGAGCCAUGUCGUUCAGCUGCGGAGAAGAUGCUCUGCAUGUACGCGUUUCCGCUGUGCCAUGAAUCCGUGGGUCUACCACUGUGCUAUGAGGAUUGCAUGGCCGUCCGCCAGCAAUUCUGCUUCAACGAUUGGGCGAUGAUCGAGGAUAACAAGCAGAGGGACGUUUACAUUCGCUCGCGUGGACAUUUCGUGCUACCGGAAUGCGAGAGCCUGCCAAAAGUGAAUAAGCAGACGCCCACUUGCUCGCAUGUACAUUUGACCGACAUGAACGAAGAAGUUGUCACUCGUGACUGUAUCAGAGGUAAUGGUAGAUUCUACAUGGGAAAAGUCAACAAGACCAAAUACGGACUGGACUGUCAGUCGUGGAGCGCGCAGGUGCCGCAUAAUCACGACAAGCCGCCCGACGUCUUCCCGCAAAUUCGCUACGGCGAGAAUUACUGUAGAAACGCGGGCGGCGAUGAGCCGAUGCCGUGGUGCUUCACGACCGAUUCUUCGAUACGCUGGCAGCAUUGCGACAUUCCUAUAUGUGAUAAUGUUACAACUAUGGUGGAGAUUGAACCAAAGGACAUGAUGGAUGUUAUAUUUAGUCACACGCCUUUGCUUAUUAUAUCAGCGUUGGGCUUCAUUAUUGUAAUCGGUACACUACUGUCCGUUCUCCUGAGUCAAAGACUGCACAAACGUCAUCGAGGAUACAAUCCGACUGAAAAUCAAGAUGUGAACAUCGAUUUGGACAAACUGCCGAACAACGAGGCGUAUCACAAGACGAGCGCGCAGCUGAAUCCCAUGUUGGAGAAGCUCGAGUUCCCGCGGAACAACAUCAUCUACGUGCGAGAUUUAGGGCAGGGCGCUUUCGGCCGCGUGUUCCAGGCGAAGGCGCCGGGGCUGGUGCCGGGCGAGGAGUUCACGAACGUCGCCGUGAAGAUGCUGAAGGAGGAGGCGUCGGACGAUCUGCUGCUGGACUUCGAGCGGGAGGCGUGUCUGCUCGCCGAGUUCGAUCACCCGAACAUCGUGAAGCUGCUGGGCGUGUGCGCGCUGGGCCGACCGAUGUGCUUGCUGUUCGAGUACAUGGGCCGCGGCGAUCUCAACGAGUUCCUGCGUUCCUGCUCGCCAAGCAGCUACGUCAUCCGCGCGCCGACGUCGAAUGCGGACGACUGCGGAGCAACGACGGGCGAGCCUUCACGGCUCUCGCACAUGGAUCUGAUCAACAUCGCGCUCCAAGUGGCGUCCGGUAUGGUCUAUCUGUCCGACCGGAAGUUCGUCCACCGCGACCUCGCGACCCGCAACUGCCUGAUAAACGAUCAAAUGAUCGUCAAGAUCGCGGAUUUCGGACUGUCACAGAAGAUAUACCUGCAGGAUUAUUAUAAAGGGGACGAGCAGGAUGCUAUCCCCGUUAGAUGGAUGCCGCUCGAGAGCAUACUGUACAACAAGUACACCGUGGAGUCGGACGUGUGGGCGUUCGCCGUAUGCUUGUGGGAGAUCUUCAGCUUCGCGCUGCAACCGUACUACGGGAUGACGCACGAGGAAGUGGUCAAGUACAUCAAGGAGGGUGACGUGCUACGAUGCCCGGACAACACGCCGCAGUCGAUCUACGACCUGAUGAAGCUCUGCUGGAACAGGCGACCGCCCGAUCGGCCUACCUUCCGCAUAAUCUAUCAGACUCUCGAGGGCAUAAGACACGACUUGGAGGCGGAGAAUAAAUCGGACAGCGUUCCGCUACGUAUUCGCGUAUGAAUGUAAUAAUACUACGAUAAUAAUCGAUUUCUCUCUUUGUCUCGGUAAUGCGCGGCGGCCAGAUUUGUCUGAUCCCGGGAGAACGAAAACGUUUUAUCACGUCGAAUAUUCCGCGACUUGAGAUUAGACUGCCGGAAUAGCUGUGGAUGGAUGAUGUAUACGGGGUUUCUUAUCCACCGUCCGCCGUGGGCAGUAAAUAAGAAACAGCUUGUAUACAAGCAUAAAGCGUAUAAGUAAUCGCACAAUUUAUAUAUUAAACAAUUAAACAUUCUGCUUGCGUUUGCACGCAAUCGUACAAGAUACUUCUGUCCUCCUGGAUAGGCAAAUCUCGCGCUGUGCGGCUGCACGAUCAAUUAAGGGUAAGCGAUAUCACUUAAGUGUACCUAGUACUUACUUCGAUCGCAUCUCCAGGUAAGUAACUCUGUAUUGUGUAUCAUGAGUGUAACGUGGAAUGCCUUCUAGUUGGAUUCGCCCGAUAUAUUGAAUCUCAGUUAUCAGUUGUGGGAAGUGAGAAAAGGACCAAUAUGUAAAACAGACGCGAUAUUGCGCAAUACGCGUUGAUUACUUCUUAAAUAGAUGUUCGUCUCUGUCUCGGGGGAUGCAGUACUACUCUUUUACCACCCCGGAGAAUCUCUUCUUCUUUACGAAUAUUGUAUUGGAUCAUGUUUGCGCUCGUUUUUACUUGCUGUUCGAUUAGCUUCCACUCAUCGAGGUUGCCACUUGUCCGAUAUUAAUUGAUCUUAAUUUUUUUACUUUUUGAUCUUCGUAUUUAUUACAACAAAUAUUUAUAUUUGAAAAUGUAAUCUUGAAAAUAGUUUUUGUGGGUAAUGGUUUUAUACAGCAAUACCUAUCAUUGUAUAUCUUGUAUAAUUUAUAAAAUAUUUAUAAUUGUCCUACCUCUCGUUUUAUCAUCAAAUAUUUGUUAAGUAAAUUUUCCAAGUCAUGUACACGAGAUACUUAAAAAUAUUCGUAGAUUCGUGAACCGUUUCGUAUUUUAAUAGAUCUUUUUUAAUAGAUAUAUUUAAAGUUUGUUAUGCAAGUUUACACUUACUUUAUAUAAAACGAUUUUUUAAAUGAAUUUUAACAAUUUAUAGAGCUUGUCAUUCUUCUUCUUCAUACUCAUUCUUCUCUUUUUCAUUAAAUGUCGAAUGACGUUCGUAUAAUGUGAGAAAGUGGCAGCCCUAAUUACGCAUUUGGAUUCACGCUUUUACGAAUAAAGCAUUGAUUGAGUCUGUACAAAUGUAAAAGCGGUGUGGCUACAAAAACGCAUUUAGCGACGUUAUAUUUAGAGGUUCCUUGAUUGUUAGACGUGUGUUAGGUUGUUAGAUCGUUUGCUGUACCAAAAAAAAAGAAAAAAACGUAUACAGAUAAAUGAAACCUAUAUUUAAUGUGCUGAAAUUAAUGAGAAAAGAAUUAUGAGGAAUGUUAAACGGAUCGCUAAGUGAGUGUACACUGUGCAGUUGUUGUAAAUUAAGGGAAAAACAGAGAAACGCCUCACAAUGUUCUACAACGUACGAAAUGGUUUCUCGCAGAUAUUUUGUACGAUCGUCAAUUAUGUUUAGCGUUUUGUCGUGUGUGAGUUUUUUUUUAGGUUUUUAAUAACGCGCACUAUUAUUUAAUGCGUGAUGUGUGCUCCGUGAAUGUACGAAGGAAUAAUUGGACUCUGCAUUCAGCGUACGAUACAGGGUAUACGUUGCAAUACCCUGCAAAAAGAAAAGACUGAUUGCGUCCACUUAGCUGUCGCUUAUUUAUAGUUUGCGAACUUCGACUCGCUAACUGCCUUGUUAAGGAGAUAACUCGCUAUUUCAUUCGACUCGUUGCACCUUUUCGCGACCGAAACGACUGAAAUCGUCUUCACUGCCGCGAUUUACAUUCCACUAAAUGUUCAUUGUUAAGCCAGCAUAUAUGCUACGAAGGAUCGUCCGCAUUAUACGCUAUACUAUGUAUUGUGUACACCAAUUUCGUUCGCCUUUUAUACUUUUUCUAUCCAGCCGGUGUAAGAGUAUUACGUAAGCUAUGUAUAACGGUCGGUCUUGGAGCACGUAUUUUGAUUUCACUGCAACGUUCCGCGUGUACUCUUGCUCUUAUUAGGCAGACUGUAGAACUGAACGAGUAGCACGUAUAUAUGUAAUUUUUUUCAUUUUUUUAUAAUAAAUAGUUUAAAAGUUAUGUCGGUCUCGCUCUUAUUAGACAGACUGUACGUAUAUCCGUUCCGAUUGAUUAAAAAGAAAACAUGAUACGUCUCCGCGAGAAGAAAAAUAUUCUCGCUGCAUCCUUCUCACAAUAUUAUGCAUGUCGUUAACGGUAGCAAAACGUGAUUUCUUUGCUGGUAAAGCAUCUUAAAUCCAUGUUUCUCAAUGAUUGUACCGGAACGUUGGACGAAGCUCGUUACAGCCUUUUUGUUCCUAAAUAUGCACUUUUAAGACAAUUUGCGCGGGAACAUUUUUCGAUGAACGCUCUUCCAUAAGCUUCUUUAUAUUGUAUGUUUAUAUGCUGUGUGUGAGGAGCAUGAUAGUAUCGUAACGCGACAUACAGAGCUUUCACAGGAAAAGAAUUAACGCUACGAGCGUCAAAUUUCUCAAAAGUCUCACGUUCAAUUUUCAGAGUAACUAAAUUCGUAAUAACUAAGAUCGAACAAUCCCCAGCGGAUGGUCUGGAAUUAAUACUCAUCUAUAAGAUUGAUAUCUCCAUUUAAAAUCGUUUUAUUAGCAUAGAUAUCACGUAAAAAAUAAAUAGUUUCGUGAAAAUCUUGUAUUCUCUUACGGGUGAUAACGUACAUGUACCUACGAGAGCUGAUUGAAAAAUUUAGCGAGCAAGCAAAAUAAGGAAAAGAGUAUUGGAAUGGAAACCAACUAGAUGGAGGAUUUUCUUCUUGUUUAUUGACAUUCAUAAGACUCUUCGAAGGGUGAGGUCUAUAUGCCAUUCUAUAUAUCCCACACGUGUCGUGAUAAAAAUGGAAUAAAAUUACUGGAGGAUGAAAGGAAGGGAGAGAAGAUUCCAUUCGAAUGAGGAGCUCGUUGCUACGUAAACAACUACUUGGAAGGGCUUGACGAGAAUUACUUCCGUGAUUUUCCUUUCGUCGUAUAACAAAAUUGCAACAUCGCUGAUUUCAGUGCACCAAACUUCGAAUAUUGAAGAAUAAAAAGAAAUUGGAAUUAAAAAAGAAAAAUUCUACGUACUUAUAUGAUUCGCAAGACUUUUCAAUCAGUCCUCGUAUUGCCUGUGACCAAAAAAAUCCACUACUGCCAUUACAUAUAUAUGUAAUCGUUGCGUUCUCGUGCAUGGUACAUUAUCAAUAUUGAUGCGGAAACCCCGUUCUUUGGAGGUGCGGCAUAACGAAACCGCGUGAAUUCUUCCAGCAAAUAAUUGGUGUAAUCGUGACUUUUGUAAAUAAUCGACGACAUGUCUCUCACGGGUCUGUACUGCCGACAAUACCGUUUAUACCGUUUCUACUAUUUCUACCAUUUACAUAUAAUGUCAGCCGUAUCGCUAUUCCGAUCACUCCUUUCCGUUGUAGGUUCUACUUGUAUCACGCUGAGUCCAAUAAUCGAUCUAAUUAUACCGCGAACACCUUGAAAAAAAAAUGUGAAACUUUACCGAUGUACAACCUUGACAAGAAAUAAACAACCAAUUUCAUA
This is a messenger RNA of Ooceraea biroi (clonal raider ant), 6169 nucleotides long. It is a transcript of the gene Nrk, whose product is annotated as Neurospecific receptor kinase. The record is from RefSeq and is a predicted model, not a curated record. NCBI's taxonomy places the organism in Eukaryota, Metazoa, Arthropoda, Insecta, Hymenoptera, Formicidae. Gene Ontology annotation, molecular function: Wnt-protein binding; ATP binding; transmembrane receptor protein tyrosine kinase activity. Gene Ontology annotation, biological process: cell surface receptor protein tyrosine kinase signaling pathway; multicellular organism development; protein phosphorylation. Gene Ontology annotation, cellular component: signaling receptor complex; plasma membrane.